AUUUUGGACCAAGGCCUAGCCAGCCAUCUCGUGCAAGCCCCACCUGGCGAUGGUCGCUGCUGGUAAGAAACACAGCGUGUUGCUCAGGAGCGAUGGCGUGGCAGUGGCGUGCGGCCAAAACCGCGCGGGUCAGUGCGACAUUCCGGCGUUGGGCGGCGGCUUGACCUACACGCAGGUUUCUGCAGGGUUUGUCCACACGGUCCUCCUCCGCAGCGAUGGGGCCGCCGUGGCUUGCGGUGGCAACUUCUGUGGCCAGUGCGACAUACCGAUCCUGGACGAAGGUCAAACGUACAUACAGGUUGGUGCGGGUUUCGUCCACACUGUUCUGCUCAGAAGCGAUGGUGCGGCCGUGGCAUGCGGCUCGAAUGGAUUGGGCCAGUGCAGCAUUCCAGCGCUGCAGCAUGGGCUGACCUAUGCGCAGGUCGCUGGGGGCGAAGACCACACCGUUCUGCUCAGGAGCGAUGGCGUGGCAGUGGCCGUUGGAGCGAGGAGCUGGGGCCAGUGUGACAUCCCAGCGCUGGAUGAAGGUCUGACCUACACGCAGAUUGCCGCUGGCGGCACGCACACCCUCCUGCUCAGGAGCGACGGCGCUGCCGUGGCCUGUGGCCGGAACGACGCGGGCCAGUGCAGCAUUCCGGCGCCGGGCGGAGCUGUGACGUACGCGCAGGUGGCCGCGGGUGAUUUCCACACCGCUCUGCUCAAGAGCGAUGGCACGGCCGUGGCGUUUGGCCAGAAUCAGGCCGCCCAGUGCUGCAUAACAAGUCUCGAGAGUGGCCUGACUUACACAGAAGUUGCUGCUGGCGGCUGCCACACCGUCCUGCUCAGGAGCGACGGCGUGGCCGUAGCCCACGGGGCGAAUUUCUACGGCCAGUGCCAGGUGCCCUCCUGCAGAACCUGGGCAGAGUGGCUGCAGGCGAGUCCGGCCCACCUCCAGUAUGUACAGUCUUUGCCGCCGUGGGCUUUGCCGGCACUGGUUCUGCAAGCGUCUUUUGAUGGCGUCUCGGUACUCUUCACGACGCUGGGCGGUAAGGAGUUUCUCAAGAUUAGUGCAACGCCCGCUGACCGUCUGGCGGAUGUACACGCCCGGUUGAUGACUUGCACUUGUUUAGGUAUGUUGCGGUCGUCGUUCUCCAAAGUCGAGGCCGUCUUGCCAGGAGGCGAGCUGCUCAGCCACGGGUCCACUCAGGAGUCCACAUCAGUGGCGGAGACAUUUCCAACCGUGCCGGAUCAUGCCGAUUGCCGCGAGGCGGAGAAGAUUCGAUGUCCAGCCGCAUCGGUGUCCGAUGCCUCUGCAACGCCGACGAGCCCUCUCUAUGCGCCCGCCGCCGAUGUUUUCUCGUGUUCGCGGAGCCUCCACGGCGCUCGGAUCGGGUUCAGGACCACACUUCGAUGACGUCCGCCUCGUGGGUGGAGGAAAAGACGGCACAAAGCAUUGUCCCAAGAGACUGCCUGGCAAUGUGUGGCUGAGUAUGGGUGAGUUUGUGCACGUGUGCCUGGGGUGAGAAUGGGUCUCGGUGCAAGUGUGCCUGAGUAUGUGUGGCUGGAUAUUGCUGGUCUGGGUGAGACUGAGUGACUGGAUCAGAAUACGAUCAGGAGGAA
Molecule: messenger RNA, 1599 nt
Organism: Prorocentrum cordatum
Lineage: Eukaryota; Dinophyceae; Prorocentrales; Prorocentraceae
Source: the annotation of a GenBank genome assembly